Molecule: messenger RNA, 414 nt
Organism: Suillus paluster
Lineage: Eukaryota; Fungi; Basidiomycota; Agaricomycetes; Boletales; Suillaceae
Exons: 2
Source: RefSeq, a predicted model, not a curated record
AUGAAUGAGACCCUCGAUGUCCUUCGAGGGUCUACUAUUGCGCAAGAACACGGAAAAGAUGCCGAGUCGAAGUUCUGGGUGACCUACAAGAAAAUUUCGAAUGAGUACGAUGACGACUUCCUCGAGCGCGCCCACAACGAUAUGGGAAUGAUCUUGACUUUUGCUGGUCUAUUCUCAGUCGUCACCUCAACCUUCAUCAUCGGAAUGCAGCCUAACCCGGGAGACACCACAAAUGACCUGCUGCUGCACCUGAUCCAAAUCACUGCUUAUGGCCCAAAUUCCGUACCUGACAUCAGCAGUCUUUCCUCGUCCACGGGCUAUUCUUCUUCCACAGUCUGGAUACAGACGCUUGCCUAUGCUAGCCUCGCGUUUAGCGUCCUGGCUGCGUUCGGAGCUGUCAUGGGGAAGCAGUGG